AUGGCAUCCAUUUUCACAACUAACCCUAAUACAAGUCUCAGAUUUGUCCGAACCGAGUCUGUGUCCCAAACCCCACCAGUCGGCCCGGAAAACAUUUCCCAACUAAAAGCAAAGCUAGACCCUCUAUUCGCAGCACACAAAGAAUUGUCAGAUCGAGUCGACAACCUUUUGAAGAAGAAUAACGAGAAAUUACCGAGCGAUAGUGAUGACAAUGUUUUGCAUCUCGCUGUUCAAGAAUCGACCGAGACCCUAAAAGGAGUCAUUUGGAGCUUAAAUAGUACCAAAAAGUUUGUUGAGAAUGCAGAAUCGAAUCUGGAAUUAUUCCACAAUAGACUCCCGCUCACAAAAUCAGAAAUCGCGCGUGAAUACUACCAUGUACGUCUCGACCAAUACUCGUACUACUGCGACAAUCUGUUCCCAGUGAAUUUCGAAUCGAAUCAAAGUUCUCUGGAACGUGUAAGGCAGGGUCUUAAUAAGAUUGAACGGGCGAUUGCGAUAAAGAGUGGUCAAAUGAAUGUAGAAAUUGGGCAGCAACAACAACAGCAGCAGUCUGAAGUUGUCAUGGCGAAUACGCAAGAACAACAACAAGAAACAGCAGCACCAUCACAAAUUGUACAGAAUAUCGAAGGACAACGAAAAUUGAAAGAUGUUCUUGGCGUUGCGCAAGAACAAGGAGAAAAACCAAAGGAAGCAGAGGCAAGUCAAAAACAGAUAGAAAAAGAAACAUCAAAUAUACAAACGCAGGGUCAAAUUCCAUCAGCACCCACACCUACGAAUAUUGCAACACAACAACAAAUCAAACCACAGACACCACCAAGAAAUACACGAGCUACUAUUCAACAACAAAAAACAUCAACAACUCAAAAUUCGCCACAAAAUCAACAAACAACACCACCACCAAGACAUACUGCAUCAAUUACCGGUAAUAAAGUAUCGCCACCAGCAAAUUUUUCUCAAAUGUCUCCAGCUCAACAAGCUGCAUUCCUGAGACGCAGCCUGAAUGCUAAAGGAAAAUCAACAGUUGCAGCUGUUACAGCAAAAACUACCCCCGUGAAUGCUCAAACACCAAGUGGUCAACAACAAAAAACCCCUGUGACAAAACGCACACCAACCUCUGCAACAGGAAAAAUACCAAAUUUCCCUACGCCAUCUGGUCAACAAGCCACCGCCACACCUGUUAGAACUACUACCAACACAGGCAAAUCUCCAAAGACACUUGGUAAACCAGCCACUCUUGUGACUCCAGUCAUUGCAGAGACUUCACAACAAUCAAGUUCGUCAAUCAAUACAGCAAUCUCUACACAAGAACCGCCCAUUAUCGUUAUUCUUUCUCCUGAUUCACCACAAGUUCAGCAACAACCACCUACGCUCCCACAAAUGACGCUUUUAAUAGAAGAAAUACCAGAAAAUGCACCUAAAAUUGAACAUAUGCAAAUAGAUCAGCCUGAAAUUAUAGAAGCAGCUUCUCCCGCACCUACAACUGAACCUCAAACUAAUCCCGAUCUAAUGGAUGUGGAUGAAUCAAAAACUACUAAAGACAAUAAUGAUAAUAAUGAGCUAAUUAUAGAAAUACUGGAAACUUCGGAAUUCCCUUCGUCUUCAGCAAUUAACCAACAGCCGGAACUUAUUAUUGAACAACCUCCGUCUGAAAAUGUGACUGGUGAACAAAAUCAAUAA
Messenger RNA from Ambispora gerdemannii, 1677 nucleotides. Lineage: Eukaryota; Fungi; Glomeromycota; Glomeromycetes; Archaeosporales; Ambisporaceae. The record is from the annotation of a GenBank genome assembly.